AUGAUGCACCCCUCUCGACAGGCCUAUGUCGAGGAGGCGGCUGAGGAGAUGGAUACUGGCAUUGAUCUCGCCAAUUUGCCUGUUGACCAAGACUAUGAGAUUCCCUCAUCGGUGGCGGGUAUCCCGUCCGAACGGGCCUCCGCUAUCAUAUCACAGUUCGAGCGAAAACGGAGAGCUGCUGCGAUGGUGGUACCGACAGAUGAUACUCGAGUUCGCGCUCGGUUACGAGAGCUGGGAGAACCGAUUACUCUGUUUGGCGAAGGACCUGCAGAUCGUCGAGAUCGUUUGCGCGAGCUGUUGACCGACAUGGCGGACAAGCAAGGCGAGGGGGAUAUCGAGAUGGAGGAAGCGGAUGAGGAAGAGGAGGUGGAACAACAAGAAGAAUUCUAUACGGAAGGCACAAAUGAGUUGCUGGAAGCCCGGAAAGCAAUUGCGCGCUAUUCUUUACCGAGGGCCAAGGCGAGAGUGGCCCGGUUGAAGGACGAGUCGACAAUUCCACUUCGAACACACGUCAAGCAUCGGAAGGCAAUCAAAGAGAAAUUGCAAGGAUUUGAUCUCUGGGGAUCCCAGAUUGCAGGCGAACGUCCCGUGAGCAUUUGCCGAUUCGCGCCGGACGGACAUACCAUUGCUGCCGGAAACUGGGGCGGUGCUAUCAAGCUGCUAUCGGUACCGAAUUUAGAGGAGAAAGCGAAUCUUAAGGGACACGAUGAUCGAGUGGGUGGUCUUGCGUGGUUCCCUGGGGCUACAUUACCAGAGUCAAACGUUUCACCAUCGACAGUCAACCUCAUUUCUGGAGGAGGAGAAGGGAAUAUCAAUCUUUGGGCUCUCGACCAGGACAAACCGCUGGCAACUUUGUCCGGACAUUCGGGUCGUGUAUGCCGUACGGAAUUCCACCCGUCAGGUCGAUAUGCGGCAUCUGCUUCUUUCGAUACUACUUGGCGACUAUGGGACGUGGAGACAACUUCAGAGCUUCUUCUGCAGGAAGGCCAUUCACGCGAAGUGUAUGCGGUAUCAUUUAACAGCGACGGGUCACUCCUAGCGAGUGGUGGAUUGGACAGUAUUGGGCGGAUCUGGGAUCUGCGUACAGGGCGCACGGUGAUGAUCCUGGAAGGCCAUAUUCGGGAGAUCUAUGGCAUGGACUGGGGUACUGAUGGGUACCGAGUCCUCUCUGGCUCCGGUGAUGGCUGGGUCAAAUGCUGGGACCUCAGGCAAGUGCGCAGUACCGGUGGCAUUGGUGCACAUAAAAGUGUCGUUUCCGAUCUCCGCUGGUACAAGGGCGCCGAGUCGGUAUCAUACUUGCCUUCGACAGACAGCGGCCCGAUGGAGAUUGAUGGCGCACCCGCACCCGCCGACGAAUCAUCGGGGGUCCAGCCCAAGAAAUCCGGAACCUUCUUUGUCUCCAGCGGAUUUGACCGGAGCGUGAAUAUCUUCAGCGCAGAUGACUGGUCCCUCGUGAAGACGCUGAGUGGGCACUCGGGCAACGUCUUGAGUGCGGAUGUCAGCAAUGACGCCAAGUGGAUUGCCAGCUGCGGUCAUGACCGCACCGUUAAACUCUGGGGCAUUGAGUGA
Penicillium macrosclerotiorum is the source of this 1569-nucleotide messenger RNA. Its product is annotated as putative pre-mRNA splicing factor. Gene Ontology annotation, biological process: mRNA splicing, via spliceosome. The coding region runs from base 1 to 1569 and encodes 522 amino acids. Lineage: Eukaryota; Fungi; Ascomycota; Eurotiomycetes; Eurotiales; Aspergillaceae. Gene Ontology annotation, cellular component: U4/U6 x U5 tri-snRNP complex. Gene Ontology annotation, molecular function: U4 snRNA binding; U6 snRNA binding; protein binding. The record is from RefSeq and is a predicted model, not a curated record. The transcript is spliced from 3 exons.